AUAACAGAAAUUCAGUCGUGCACGUAUGAAUUUUAGCUUCUGUCUUCAUCACGAGAGCGUAAUGCCACUUUUGCUCAAGAGUUGUCCAAAUCUACACACUUUAGUCCUCAAGGGUCUUGUGCACAGAGUAACAAAUCGAUGUGGAGAUGCAUGCCCUUGCAUCCUUGAGAAACAGAGGAAGAUUGUCAAGGAGGAAGAGGAAUUAUGUUGUUUAUGGACAUGUCAAGUGAAGAUUCUAGAGAUUUCAGAGUAUGGAGGUUCUUUUCAAGAGCUGGAUCAGAUGAGACAUUUCUUGGGAAAGUUGGAAUGUCUUGAAACUGUGAAAGUUAGUGUUGUGGACGCAGACAACAAUAGCAAGCUCUUGCGAACUAAUCUGUUGUCUCUCCCCAGACUUUCAUCAGAAUGCAACAUCCAAUUCAUCUGACAUUUUCUUUCUUUUAUCUUUCUCGGUUUGUUGGCAAUGUGAAAGUAACUUAACAUGAAUGAAUAUGAGAUUAUUAUAUCAGUAAAGUUGGUUACAAUCUCUA
This is a messenger RNA of Arabidopsis lyrata subsp. lyrata, 527 nucleotides long. Its product is annotated as F-box/LRR-repeat protein At1g48400-like. The record is from RefSeq and is a predicted model, not a curated record. Bases 26 to 424 code for a protein of 132 amino acids. NCBI's taxonomy places the organism in Eukaryota, Viridiplantae, Streptophyta, Magnoliopsida, Brassicales, Brassicaceae. The transcript is spliced from 2 exons.